GAAUUAAGAUACACGUCUAUUUGUUCAAAAUGUAAAAAGGGGCAACCAUCUGCCCCCGUGGCUCCGGCGCCCCUUGUUAGCUGCCGUAGACAGAAUUUCAACUGAAUUGACUUAUUUUGACUGCAUGACUGCCAUAACAUCAACGAAUUGUUCAAUUUGUUGAGUUUGUUUCAUCAUGCCAAAUGCUGUCUGAGUCUGUGUUUAUAGAAACCAGGUAAAGACUUUUCAAACAAAUGAUAAUAAUUUCUCUAGAAAAAACGGCAAAAGUCUUUAUAUGACAAUUACUAAACACGGCUGAGCUGCAGCGUGUCAAAUAUUAAAGUAAUUUCUACGUGUCAUUGAUGGAAUCUAGUAUGCAAAAAUUGACCUAAUAUGUCAAUGCUGUACAGUACGUGCUUCUGUAAAUAAAAGACAUAAUUGUUCCUUUUAUGUUCUGUUGUAUGCAAUAUGCAUUAGUUUAAACUGAAAUUAUUUUUGUUCGUUGUCAUUUUAUGUGAAUGGGACAAGUGCAAACUUUAUCUGCUUGUCUUAAUAAAAAUGCGAACCAAGAACGAUAUUUUCCCAACUUGGCUACACUUCCACCUGAAAUGGCACAAUUUGUAUUGUCGUAUCUAAACGCAACUGACUUAUGUCUUGCUGCCUGUGUCUGGGAACAACUUGGAAAUGAUGAUUUACUUUGGCAAGGACUUUGCAAGAGUAACUGGGGUUAUACAACAGCAUAUCAAUGCAAAAUGAAAAACUUCAGUUUCAAGGAAUUGUAUAUGCACUUGGAUGAAGGAACACUCACCUUUAACUAUGAUCCUGACAAGGGAAUUUCUUAUCUAGUAGCUCAAAACAUUCUUGAGGACAAACCUGUUGCAAUUGCUAAAUUCCUUUGCAACACAAAAGUUGAUCUUCUUAGACCAGAAAGAAUAUCUGAUUUUCUAAAGAUAAGGAGAGACAUUUUAGAGGAAAUGGUUUCCUUAUUAAAGUUUCAAUCCUAUUCAUUGCCAAAUGCAUUAAGGCAAUUUUUCAAGCUUGUCAGCCCGCCUUCAACCAGAGGAGAGUAUUUAGAAACACUUUUAAGUAUGUUUUCAGCACAAUACUUAAGAUGUAAUUCUGAAUGUGGACUACCACAAGAAACUGUUUACAUCCUGUGUUACUCGUUAAUUCUAUUAAGUGUUGACUUGUAUAGUCCACAGGUAAAGCGGAAAAUGACCAAACGAGAGUUUGUUAAAAAUUUGCGUGGCAUUGCGAUAAGUGCGUGUGAUGAUUUUAUUGGAGAUUUAUAUGAUGAUAUUUACAUACAAGGACAUAUUGCAAAACCAUUGAGUAAAGUUUGUAUGAGAAAUCCAAUGCUUCCAUGUGAACGUCCUUAUGGAAAUAUUUUUGUAAUAGCAUAGACUGUUUAUACGUUAUGAAGACAGUCCACCAUCGAAUUGUAUGUGUUCCAAAACAUCAUGAGACUGCUGUAGAUAAAAUGGCCACAGACAUUGUACGAUGAUAAUCAUAAACAACAGAGCCAAUUAUUCAAGUUGGUGAGGUGUUGCGAGUUUUGUAUUGAAAAAAUUUAAACGUGUAAAUAUUUCCCGUCAAUUUUAAUAUCUUUACUGUAGAAGUUAAAAUUGACGUUAAACUGACAUAAUAGACAGACAUUAAACAGUGAGCACGUUUUACUUGAAAGAAUAGCAAAAACGGAAGAAAGAAGAAUAAUUACCAUAAUUGUAUAAUACUAUUUCAACAAUGUUCAACGAUUUACUCACUUUUGUGAUCAUA
Molecule: messenger RNA, 1755 nt
Organism: Xenia sp. Carnegie-2017
Lineage: Eukaryota; Metazoa; Cnidaria; Anthozoa; Malacalcyonacea; Xeniidae
Product: F-box only protein 8-like
Exons: 7
Coding region: 498-1382 (294 amino acids)
Biological process (GO): regulation of ARF protein signal transduction
Molecular function (GO): guanyl-nucleotide exchange factor activity; protein binding
Source: RefSeq, a predicted model, not a curated record